AUGGGUGGCAACCAGUUUCAUGGAAGCGCUCCUGUUUCAUUAGCCAACGCUUCUCAGCUUCAAGAUCUAGACAUCUCUCGCAACUUUCUCACAGGACAAGUUCCUACCAAUCUGGGAAAUUUGAAUGAUCUUCAGCGCCAUGGAGAUAAACCUUUUUCUGGUGUUAUUCCUUUUUCUUUUGGGAAGCUUGGAAAGCUGCAGUUAUUGGAUUUAGGAGGAAACCUACUGUCUGGUGAAAUCCCAACAUCCCUAGAACUUCUCGACUUAUCACAGAACUCAUUGACAGGUUCCUUGCCCGCCCAAGUUAGCGUCUUGAAAAAUAUUCAUGCAUUAGAUGUUUCAGAGAACAAGUUAUCUGGCAAAAUUCCUGAGACAAUAGGUCUCCAACACUUAGACCUGUCAAGAAACAACUUGUCAGGAAAGAUUCUAGAAGAUCUGGAGAGCCUUUCGGUUUUACAAUAUUUCAAUCUCUCUUUCAACAACUUUGAAGGUGAAGUGCCAAAAAAAGGAGGUUUUGGAAAUGCAAUGGCAUUUUCAGUUGUUGGAAACAAUAAGCUGUUUCAAAUUUCAUACAAGGAACUCUUCCAAGCAACUGCAGGAUUCUCUCCAGAAAACUUAAUUGGACAAGGUUCUCAAUCUUCAACAACAUGGAGAUUCCAAGAGCUUCUUCGACAUCGAAAUCUAGUAAAGAUCUUGACAUGCUGCUCUAGUAUUGAUUUCAAAGCUCUAGUGUUUGAUUUCAUAGAAAAUGGAAGUUUGGAAAUGUGGUUGCAUCCAGAAGAAAGUGGUAUUGAUCAUUCACGGACUCUGAAUCUUCUCCAACGACUUCAUAUUGCAAUUAAUGUGGCUUAUGCACUGAAUUAUCUUCAUGAACAUUGUGAAGUGCCAAUCAUUCAUUGUGACUUAAAACCAAGUAAUAUUCUUCUUGAUAGUGGCAUGACAGCUCAUGUUGGUGAUUUUGGAUUAGCAAGGUUCCUUACCAAAACAACCAGCUACUCUUCUGAAGGCCAAACUUGUUCCAUUGGGAUGAAAGGAACAAUUGGGUACAUGGCUCCUGGUAAAAUUUUGCAUUCUUCUUUAUCCAAUUACCACCAAUUGGCAAGACACACAAAGACGCACACACACACAUGGGAAAAAUAUGUCAAAGUAACUGUUGUUUUUUGA
This is a messenger RNA of Hevea brasiliensis (rubber tree), 1164 nucleotides long. RefSeq names its product putative receptor-like protein kinase At3g47110. The coding region runs from base 1 to 1164 and encodes 387 amino acids. The record is from RefSeq and is a predicted model, not a curated record. NCBI's taxonomy places the organism in Eukaryota, Viridiplantae, Streptophyta, Magnoliopsida, Malpighiales, Euphorbiaceae. Gene Ontology annotation, biological process: protein phosphorylation. The transcript has 6 exons. Gene Ontology annotation, molecular function: protein kinase activity; ATP binding; protein binding.